This is a messenger RNA of Manihot esculenta (cassava), 748 nucleotides long. Its product is annotated as protein yippee-like. Bases 176 to 565 code for a protein of 129 amino acids. The record is from RefSeq and is a predicted model, not a curated record. The transcript has 6 exons. Lineage: Eukaryota; Viridiplantae; Streptophyta; Magnoliopsida; Malpighiales; Euphorbiaceae. Gene Ontology annotation, cellular component: ubiquitin ligase complex.
AUGGUAACCAAACAGAGCGUAAAGGAAACACCCCGUAGCAAAACAUUGCUUGUCAGGUUCUACUUUAUAAUAUUAUUAAGUAAAAAAUGGUCCACAUUUUCUUGCAAAACAUGCAACAGAAGCAAAAGCACUAGAGAAGAAAGGGGAAAAGGCAAGAGGAUCUGUUUUUGAGGAGAUGGGCAAGCUGUUUGUGGUGAAUCUUGAAGGGAAGAUCUAUAGCUGCAAGCACUGCAGAACCCAUCUUGCUCUGUAUGAAGAUAUUGUUUCAAAGUCCUUCUACUGCAGGCAUGGGAAAGCAUAUCUCUUCAAUAAGGUAGUGAACGUCUCCCUAGGAGUGAAAGAAGAGAGAUCGAUGAUAACUGGUUUGCAUACUGUCGUUGACAUUUUCUGUGUUGGAUGCGGAUCAAUUGUGGGUUGGAAAUAUGAGAUUGCCCAUGAAAAGAGCCAAAAGUACAAGGAAGGAAAAUCGGUUCUCGAGCGGUUUAAGAUAGCUGGUCCUGAUGGAAGCAGCUAUUGGGUGAAUCAAGAAGCGCAUGUCGGUGGAAGCGAUGCAGAUGAUGUCUGAUUGCUCUUCAUUUUCAAUUGUACAUUCUUUCUCUAAUGUUCUUUACCUUAACUCUAUGUGAACUAGGAAAAUAUCAAAAAUCCUGAUUUCAUCGGCUCGCUUAUCUUGCUGUCAAAUAACAUGAUUCUAAAACAUUGGAUUGUUGAUUCUGAUGUAUUCGAUGCUCAGUUUCAUUCUGUUGAA